ACAGAAGAGCUAUUGUUAGGUCGACUAGUCCGCAGUCAGCAGUAACUACCCUCUGUGUCUUCCAUUCUCACUGGAUCUACGAUGGCUGACGCUCGAUAUAUGGUCGCGAUGGCUCUGUGGGCGUGUCUCGCGGGCGCCCUCGAAGCAGCCGCCCUCCCCGCUGCCGGACCGAGGGCGGAGGCGGAGGCGGAGCCGGAUCCUUUCCACCUCGGGUUGGGGCUGCCGUUGCUUGGAGGGCUCUACGGAGGCUACGGGGGCUACGGCCUCGGUCUUGGCCUCGGGGGUCUAACUGGUCUCGGCCUCGGCGGUCUGGGAGGCUUCGGUCUCGGAGGACUGGCCAGCCUCCACGGACUCAACGGUCUCUAUGGUCUAGGCAGCUUGGGUCUCGGCGGUUUAUAUGGGCUCGGUCUGGGCCUCGGGCUGGGAUGGUGAGAUGCCGGUAAAUCGAAAUUCUUGAGGCCAUUUCGAGAGCUUCUCAACGCGUAUCAACUCAUCAUUUCCUUCUCGUCUUGUUCGUAGCUCUUAUAAAGCCAUUUUCCUAUUUUCCUGGAAGAAAAAAGUCAGUAUUGGAAGAAUUAUUUGUCGGCGCGCAAGGUAUCCUGUUCAAAACGGCUCAGCGCGCGACGUGAUUGGCUAGGAAGUUUGGGCAGCGCGCGACGUGAUUGGCUAGGAAGUUUGGGCAGCGCGCGACGUGAUUGGCUAGGAAGCUCGGGAAUUCGUGCCUAGUCAUUGGUCAGUUGGUUUGAAUUUGGAGCACGGUGAUUGGUUGGGAGAGACGGUGACGCGACAGUCCGGGUGUGACGCAGGCUCCUGAUUGGUCGAUUUGAUAAGUGUGCUGAACUUUUAAUUGGUCGGACUUUUUUUCUUUCCUGUAACCGUCAUUUCUUUUAAACGAACCAGAAACACGUGAUUAAACUGUGCUAGUUGAAUGUGGCAAUAUUUCAAGUUAGAUAAUGGCAUAUAUAACCGAGUUUUUCAAAGUUGCUUAAUUGGUUUAAUUUUAAAUUUACAAUAAACCCAGAAAAAAUAAAAACAAGGAUACGAAAUCUAACGAAGGUUAAAUUUGCAAAACAAAUAAAUGCGAUUUUUUUAUUUAAUUGAGAAAGCGAUUUAACAACAUCAACUUGCAUAAUAUAAACCUUUGUCUGUCUGCAAUACUCCCUGUGUAUGAUUUCCCACAUGCAAAUUAUGUUGUCAAAUGUGCUUUCUACCUUUUUAUCUGUGUUAAUUUUGCAUAAGUUCCUCCUUGAUAAUAACAUUUCCCAUUAAAACUAAGAAAAAUUAAUUCCUCAAAAUUCCAGUAAAAAAAAAGUAAUAUACUUUUUAAAAAUCUACAUAAAACAACAUAAUAAAAGAAAAUUUACUGAAAAACUAAUGCAAAUUUGAAAAGAUAAUUAAAUAUUUAUAUGCCAACCAAUACGUCUUUUGAUAUAUACAAAUUAAGAAAUAUUGUACGUGAAUAUAGUAGUUUGUAGUUCUAUUUCUGUUAUUCUUUUCUCUAAACAUUCUUUACCUUAUUUAUACAUAGUUUUAUAUUUGACAUUUCAUGAUAUAUGAAUGUUUGAAGUGACUCCCAUAAGGUUGAUUUUAGAGCCUGGAAGAA
This is a messenger RNA of Penaeus vannamei (Pacific white shrimp), 1603 nucleotides long. RefSeq names its product glycine-rich protein. The record is from RefSeq and is a predicted model, not a curated record. Lineage: Eukaryota; Metazoa; Arthropoda; Malacostraca; Decapoda; Penaeidae.